AUGAGUACUUUCGGUAUAAUUUUUCGGGUGACAACUUACGGUGAAUCACAUGGCAAGUCUGUCGGGUGUAUAGUGGAUAAUUGUCCACCUGGGUUACCUCUUGUCGAAAGUGACAUACAACCUCAACUUAGUAGGAGACGACCUGGUCAAAGCAAUUUAACAACACCGCGCGACGAAAAAGAUUUGGUUGCCAUACAAUCAGGAACAGAAUUUGGAAUUACUCUCGGAACUCCGAUCGGAUUAAUAGUUCCUAACCAAGAUCAGCGUCCUCAUGAUUAUUCAGAGACGGAUUUUUAUCCUAGACCUAGUCACGCUGAUUGGACUUAUCUUCAAAAAUAUGGUGUGAAGGCUAGUAGUGGGGGUGGAAGAGCAUCAGCCAGAGAAACAGUUGGGCGCGUAGCUGCCGGGGCUAUUGCAGAGAAAUACCUUAAACUUGCAUAUGGAAUUGAAUUUGUUGCUUUUGUAUCUUCAGUUUCAAAUAUUACAAUGCCUUUUAUUCAAUAUGAAAAUGAGGAAAGAGUUUUCCCACAAGAUUUCUGGGAUUUUUUAAAUAAUAUAACCAGGGAUGAAGUUGAUAAAGAUCUUGUGCGAUGUCCUGAUAAAGAAACUUCAGAAAAGAUGAAAGAGCGUAUUCUUUUAGCUAAAGAUGCUAAGGACUCAGUAGGAGGAACUGUUACAUGUAUUAUUCGUAAUGUACCUCCGGGGUUAGGUGAACCAUGUUUCGAUAAAUUAGAAGCAAAACUUGCACACGCUAUGCUAUCGAUUCCAGCUACUAAAGGAUUUGAUAUUGGAAGUGGUUUCAAAGGAACCACCUUAUUAGGUCAUCAACAUAAUGAUCCUUGGGUAAAAAAAAACGAAAAAGGUAUAUUAGGGACUAAAACCAAUAAUUCGGGAGGGAUUCAGGGUGGUAUUACGAAUGGUGAAAAUAUUUAUUUUCGUGUUGCCUUCAAACCACCGGCUACUAUCUCUCAAGAACAAGAGACAGCAACAUAUGAUGGUAAAGAUGGAAUACUUGCUGCAAGAGGUCGUCAUGAUCCUUGUGUAGUGCCACGUGCAGUUCCAAUUGUUGAAUCUAUGGCUGCCUUGGUUAUUAUGGAUGCUCUUAUGAUUCAGAAAUCAAGACAAGCUACAGCUUCGUUAUUACCUCCAAUAACUAAUCUUCCACCUACCAUGUCGGGAGCUGUACAAAAUAAUUUUAAAAGCAAAUAA
Diversispora eburnea is the source of this 1209-nucleotide messenger RNA. The record is from the annotation of a GenBank genome assembly. NCBI's taxonomy places the organism in Eukaryota, Fungi, Glomeromycota, Glomeromycetes, Diversisporales, Diversisporaceae.